AUGGCGUACUUCAGUGCCUCGCCUUCAUCUUCUUCCCCAGCCCGCGAAGCUCAUCUACUCUGCUGCAACUCGUUAUUCCCUCUGAAUCUCUCCCAGCUCGGAACCCAUGAAAACCUCAACUUUCGCCUCAAAUCCCACCAAACAAAUCCCUCCCUCCGCAUCUUCUGUAAGCUAUCUUCACAGGAGCCCGAAAUCAAGGACCGAACCCAAGAAUCCGCGAGCCCGGAUCAAACGGCGCUGUCUCCGUCGAAGCGCCACGUCUGGGUCAACCCGAAAAACCCUCUGGCCGCGAAGCUGAUUCAGAGAACCGAAUUUGCCCGCCACAUUUCCUUGGUCAAACUGGGGGAAUCUUUAAAUUCGUGCAGCCCGACCGUGGAGAACGUCUCGGGCACGUUGAGUGUCCUUGCCGACUACGAAAUAACCGAUCAGGACGCCGUGGCGGUGUUGAAAAACUUGUCGAACCCUAAAACCGCGCGGCUGGUGCUUCACUACUUCAGGAAGAAGCUGAGAUCGUGUAGAGAGAUUGUUCUGUACAACGCGACCAUGAAAGUGUCUCGAAAGUAUAAGGAUUUAGAGGGUGCCCAGAAGCUGUUCGAUGAAAUGCUGGAGACGGGGAUUAAGCCCAAUAUUGUCACCUUCUCGACGUUGAUUAGCUGCGCCAGGCGGUGUUACUCGCGCGAUAAGGUGGCCGAAUGGUGCGAAAAGAUGCAAACUUUCGGGCUCGAGCAAGAUGAUGCCACUUGCUCGAUCAUGGUGAACGCGUACGGAGAAGUGGGGGAAGUCGAUGCUGCUUUAUCUCUGUACGAACAUGCCAGGAGUGAAAAAUGGCGUCUAGAUGCUCUGGCUUACUCGACUUUGAUUAAGAUUUACGGGUUGAGGGGAGAUUUUGGUAAGUGUUUGAAUUUAUACGACGAAAUGAAGGCCUUAAAGGUCAGGCCAAUUGCCAGCGUUUACAACUCCUUGAUGGAUGCAAUGAUUUCGGCCAAGAAGCCAUGGAAGGCGAAGAGUAUCUACCAAGAGAUGAUGGAAAAUGAAAUCGAGCCAACUUGGGGCACAUACUCUGCUCUAAUUCGAUCUUACUCCCGGCUUAGAUAUGGUCGUGAUGCAAUCGCUAUUUAUAAGGAAAUGAAGGAGAAGGGUUUUGGGCUAAAUGUAGCUCUGUACAACUACCUUCUCUCCAUGUGUGCUGAUAUUGGGUUUACCGACGAGGCUUUUGCGAUUUUCGAGGAUAUGAAAAAUUCAGGCACUAGCAAACCCGACAAAUGGACGUAUUCGUCCUUGAUCACUAUAUAUUCAUGCAGUGGUCUAGUUGAGAAAGCUGAGGCCACUCUGAACGAGAUGUUGGGCUCGGGUUUGGAGCCCAACAUCAUUGUACUAACCUCGAUUAUCCAAUGCUAUGGGAAAGCCGGGCGUACGUGUGAUGUCGUGAGGACAUUCGAUCGUUUGUCGGAUUUCGGAAUAAACCCAGACGAGAGAUUUAUUGGAAGCCUUCUUAACGUUUUAACUCAAGUGCGGAAGGAAGAGAUAUCCGAGUUGACCGUUUGCAUCGAGAAGGCCAAUCCAAAGCUCGGUUAUUUUGUGAAUCUUUUAGUUCAUGAAGAAAAUUUGGAUAAAGAAAGGUUAAAAGGAGAAGCGAACGAGCUUUUCGGCUCGGUUUGCGUCGACGUUAGAAAACCGUACCUCAAUACCUUGAUCGACCUCUGUGUGAACGUGGCUCGACAGGAGUGGGCUCGUGGGCUAUUUGAAUUCGGGCUCGAGAAAGGAAUAUACGAAGGUGUAAUGUCUAAAACACCCUCGAUUUGGUCUUUGAAUCUGAAGAGUUUGUCUUCAGGGGCGGCCUUGACGGCACUGCGUAUAUGGGUGAAUGGCUUGUCGAGCGCGGUUGAGAGUGGUGAGGAGUUACCGAAUUUGCUCGGGAUUAAUACGGGCCAUGGGAAGCACAAGUAUCCAAAGAAGCGGUUAGCGGGCUUGUUUGAGGCCCAUUUGAAGGAACUGAAUGCGCCGUUUCGUGAGGCGACUGAUAAGGUCGGCUGGUUUGAGACGACGAAAGUUGAGGUCUUGACUUGGCUCGAGUCGAGGCGUACUCGAGAAGAUGCAAUCUGUGUAUAG
Messenger RNA from Striga asiatica, 2109 nucleotides. The record is from the annotation of a GenBank genome assembly. NCBI's taxonomy places the organism in Eukaryota, Viridiplantae, Streptophyta, Magnoliopsida, Lamiales, Orobanchaceae.